ACGAGAGAGAAAAAAGGGUUUUCUUCUUGAUUUUUGCUCUCCGUAGGACGUAGCGUAUUUGGGAUAUUGGAGACGAAGCCAACAUGACGGUGAAGCCCGUGAACGUGUCGCAAGAACGAGUCUCUGUCUCUGUUUCUGAGCUUCAGAAACCCAAGGAGCUCUCGUCGCUGGGGCUGGGCGUGCAGUCCGGUCAUCUCGCCGGAAAGGUCUCGAAGGAUGAACGGAAGUUGGAGGAGACGGAAGAGUCGCCGAAGUCGGUGGGUAAAUGGGGAAAGUACGUGCACAGCCAGAUCCUGAGGAUCAGGGAGGAGGACUUGCACCUCGGCGAGGAUUUCAGUCUCGGCGUCAAAGAGAACGGCCAUCUUUCUGUUCUUCAUCAUCAUCAUCAUCACGAUCACGUGGAUGCGCAGAUGGACGUUGUGAUACUCUCGAAGCCGAUCUUGCCGAACUCGCCUCUCAGCAGGAAGACCACCACCGUCAGGGCUUUACAUUGAAUCAAACCAAACGUGGUGCUUUCAAGGAGGAGUAGAGUUAAACUGCAUGUGCGUGAAGUUGAAAUCAAGUUUGAUUAAUCUUUCUUAGAGAGAGAGAGAGAGAGAGAGAGAGAGAGAGAGAGAGAGAGUCUUCUGUGUACAGUACUGAAGAAGCAAGGAGAAGGUAGUGCAUGUGAACAAAAUGAUGGGCCUCCUUGGAACUGUUCUCUGUAGGCUUAGUCCAUAUGUAAUGAAAUGUGGUUGGUUAGGCUAAAAGGAAGAUGAUAUGUACGCGUCUAACUAUUUUCAUUCC
This is a messenger RNA of Alnus glutinosa, 786 nucleotides long. RefSeq lists its product as uncharacterized. The coding region runs from base 84 to 494 and encodes 136 amino acids. The record is from RefSeq and is a predicted model, not a curated record. Lineage: Eukaryota; Viridiplantae; Streptophyta; Magnoliopsida; Fagales; Betulaceae. The transcript has 2 exons.